AUGAUGGUUCCCAACGAAGCUCUGUGCGACCUCUUCAAUCAGUGUGUCCGAAAGCAGGACGCUCCCUUCAUAUGGCUUCUCACGGCCGUCAUCGGCAUCCUAAAGAGCAACCUCCACCCGAAAGACGCGGCGAGCUAUCGUGCCAUUGGCCUCGAGUCUAUUGCGUUGAAGGUGAUGACUCUACUCAUCCACAGGAGACUGUAUGCAAGGGCGGAAAGACACAAUAUUUUUCCGGCCUCCCAGAACGGGUUCCGCCACGGAUGCAGAACGAACAACAACGUCUUCAUUCCACGCGGCAUCAUCGAGAAGUAUCAGAACUCUAAGCUUCCCAUGUACGUUGCGUUCGUAGACAUCAGCAACGCGUUCCUGGCUACGGACCGGGACAUCCUCUGGCUCACACUCAGCGCCAGGGCUGUGUAG
Peniophora sp. CBMAI 1063 is the source of this 420-nucleotide messenger RNA. The record is from the annotation of a GenBank genome assembly. NCBI's taxonomy places the organism in Eukaryota, Fungi, Basidiomycota, Agaricomycetes, Russulales, Peniophoraceae.